AUGAAACUUACAAAGCAACGAAAGCUUUUAUACGUGAAAAGCACCGUAAGCCCAAGUGUUCUUGAAAUAUCAGCAGUCAUGAUGUCCAAGCCUUCAAGUGGAGGCCAACAGUCUCCCAGCGGACUUGCCAACGAUUCCGGCAGCGCGACUACUCUGGACGAAGAGUCCUUCUUCAAAUCAGCGUGCCUCGAAACUCUGGAAGAUGGAAAACUCGUUCUGUCUUAUGCCACCGCCGCGAACGAAAAGGAACCGCUGCACACUGGAAAGUGGACCGACGAAGAAAUGGCUUACGCGGAAGGUCUCAUCGAUGAGUUCCGAGAGGGAAACUUGGCACUUCCCGAUGGAACAUCUCUGCGCCAGUUUUUGGCCAAAAUGUUGAACUGCAGUCCAAAGAGAAUCUCCAAGAGAUACGAGGGGAACAACUAUUCCAAGGGACGUAAGUUCUACGUCAAGAGUGCUGGGCAACUAGGGCCUGCCGAAGCCCAGCUAAGGCGUUCCAAUCUUCAAGAACUUGAGCGGAGACACAAACAGAAGCUAUUGCAACUGAAAAUCCCCCACCUCCUCAUUGCGGAUCGUUCUCAAGACGACCCGGUGGAUCAAACUAAACCCAAAACCAACGGGAAAAAGAAGGCCCCGCUAAUGCCAGCCAGCACCACAACAGGCCGAGGUGGAGUUGAUCAAUCAUCUGUUCCUUUGGCAGCCAGCAAUGUGGGCAUUAGUGACGGUGCAGGUCUUCCUGCAUCCGUCAGGGGUUUGGCAUUGGACCAGUCGAUCUACAAUCGUCCGAACUUUCUCGAGAGCACGAGACCGUCACUACCAUCGUCAUCGCUGUUAAACGCUGGCCAAGCGUUGGCUCCGUCAUCAUCUGUCCUUGAUGAAAUCCUCUUAUCCGAUUUCAACCAAAGACCUCAGUUCAAUGUUGAACUUCUUGUCCAGCUUCGUGCCCAGCAAGCUGAAUCUCAGCGUCUCAACAGACUGUUGGAACUCCAAAGAGGGCUCACCACGGCAACGGGGCAAAUUGUAUAUACACAGCCACCAUCACAGCAGCAGCAACAACAGCAACAACAAUUCAGCUCGAGAAGCUCGUUGCUCCAUCGCGAUUUGGAUGCAUCCACUGGUACCUUGCUGGGUGGUCGGUUUUCUUCUCUCUUUGGAACGGGGCAAGCCACUGCCGCCAAUGACAUUGGUACCGCCCACAUUCAGGAGUUGAUGUUGGCCGAAGAAGCGCGGACAGUGCUAUUCCCAGAAGCGGCAAGGCCAUUGCCAUCUUCUCGGGCUGCGCUGCCUGAUCCGGCGCGUCGGGCCUCAUCGACCACCACUCCUCCCUUCUUAUCUUCCCUGGUCCCGCCUGUGUCAGCGGCAAGCUUGGACCGUGAAUCUGAUCUUCAGAUGAAUUCCUUAAUCCAAAUGCAGCUGCAAGCUCAGCAGACUUCAUCUUCUAGUAGUCGAUUUGGCCAGCGAUUUGGAAUCGCACAAAUGCAAGAGCAAAAGAUCAACGACGAAGAUGGAAGACAGCAGCUGUCGACGUCGACGUCUGCUACUGUGUCGCGGGCGGGUACGGUAGAUGAACAGACCCGCCGAUUGCUGCAAGCCCCACCAAGCUCAUUGGCAGCAGCACUAUCAGCACAGUCAGCACUGUCAUCUCUCGGACACAAUGCGUCGUCUUCGAUGGUGCAGCAGACCCCUUCCGAACUGUACACGUGGCUCCAAUUGAGAACUUCUUCUCCCACACUAACAAGUGACCAAUCGGCAGGAAGGGGGCUCAAGCGAAAAGCCAAUGAGGAUACCAAUCAAAGUGGGGGCCAAAGGCGUCGAUAG
Molecule: messenger RNA, 1818 nt
Organism: Seminavis robusta
Lineage: Eukaryota; Bacillariophyta; Bacillariophyceae; Naviculales; Naviculaceae
Source: the annotation of a GenBank genome assembly